This is a messenger RNA of Vollenhovia emeryi, 813 nucleotides long. It is a transcript of the gene IscU, whose product is annotated as iron-sulfur cluster assembly enzyme ISCU, mitochondrial-like. Gene Ontology annotation, molecular function: ferrous iron binding; 2 iron, 2 sulfur cluster binding. Gene Ontology annotation, cellular component: cytoplasm; mitochondrial matrix. Gene Ontology annotation, biological process: intracellular iron ion homeostasis; iron-sulfur cluster assembly. The record is from RefSeq and is a predicted model, not a curated record. The coding region runs from base 85 to 570 and encodes 161 amino acids. The transcript has 4 exons. NCBI's taxonomy places the organism in Eukaryota, Metazoa, Arthropoda, Insecta, Hymenoptera, Formicidae.
AGAGUCGCAAUAGUCGCAUCGCAUCCGCUCGCAUCGUCGCGGAGCAUAUCGGAGCGAUCCAUGAUAAAGUGCGCAUAAAACGAGAUGGCAUUGUUCCGGAUAUUGCCCGCCGGAAUUGGCACGACGUCCAAGUUUAUCUCACGGAGCGUCCCAGCCGUGUCUUAUCACGUAAACGUACUAGACCACUACGAGAAUCCCAGAAACGUUGGCUCCCUGGAUAAGAAUGACGAGCAAGUCGGGACAGGUCUUGUGGGUGCACCGGCCUGUGGCGAUGUGAUGAAACUUCAGAUCAGAGUCGACGAAAAUGGCAAGAUAGUCGAUGCAAAAUUCAAGACCUUCGGUUGCGGUUCCGCUAUUGCCUCGAGUUCUCUAGCAACGGAAUGGGUUAAGGGAAAAACGGUAGACGAAGCAUUGGCGUUGAAAAAUACAGACAUUGCAAAGGAACUUAGUCUCCCGCCUGUCAAGCUGCACUGUUCGAUGCUUGCCGAGGACGCGAUUAAGGCUGCUCUGUCAGAUUAUCGCAUCAAACAACAGUCGAAGAGUAAGGAAAAGGACGAGGCGACCAACUGAAUAGAAGCACUAAUGGAAAUAUUUUAAUUACGCAAGGUGAUAGCAGCAGAAACUAGACUUAACUUACAGAUAGUACUAAGGAAAUUAUUAUUAUUGUAAUAAUAAUGUCGUAGAUCAAGCUCUGGGAAUUGUACAUUCCUUAGGCUAUAUAUAAAACCUUUGCUCUCAAAAUAUUUCCUAACAUAGCAAUAUGAAUCGUACCUGUAUUCCCUCUAUCAAAUGAAAUAAAUUAAUUUAACUAGA